This is a messenger RNA of Papaver somniferum (opium poppy), 1337 nucleotides long. RefSeq names its product thaumatin-like protein 1b. The record is from RefSeq and is a predicted model, not a curated record. Bases 61 to 1023 code for a protein of 320 amino acids. The transcript has 3 exons. Gene Ontology annotation, cellular component: extracellular region. Gene Ontology annotation, biological process: defense response. Lineage: Eukaryota; Viridiplantae; Streptophyta; Magnoliopsida; Ranunculales; Papaveraceae.
AAACAUCAUCACUAAAAUUAUUUAAAACAGAUCUCGUCAUUUAUCUAGUUUUCCUCAGCAAUGGGAGCACGACCAGUUUUUCUUUCACUUACAAUCUUCACCAUCAUCAGCAUUCAAUGUGUAUAUUCGACUACAUUUACAUUUACCAACUAUUGUAGUUACACGGUAUGGCCUGGAUUGUUAGCAAGUGCAGGGUCACCACCGUUGGAAACUACAGGCUUUGUUCUCCAAAAAGGAGAGUCUAAGUCAAUUCCGGCCCCGACAUCAUGGUCAGGUCGUUUUUGGGGUCGAACCGUUUGUAGUCAAUAUUCUACAACAGGUAAAUUCACUUGUGUAACAGGUGAUUGUGGCUCAGGACAGAUUGAAUGCGCAGGAGGAGGUGCCACGCCACCUGCUACACUGGCAGAGUUCACACUCAACGAUUCAGGUGGUUUAGAUUUCUACGAUGUGAGUUUAGUCGAUGGUUACAACCUUCAGAUGUUAGUGGUUCCUAAAGAUGGGUCUGCUGGUACUGGUAAUUGCAAUACCACUGGAUGCCUUGUUGAUCUCAAUGGGAUGUGUCCAACUGAACUGAAGGUGCUGUCAUCAGAUUCCUCAACCCCAAAUGUAGCUUGUAAAAGUGCCUGUGAAGCGUUUGGUGAAGAUCAAUAUUGUUGCAGGGGUGCUUACGCUAAUCCAGACACAUGCCAUCCGUCUUCUUAUUCGGAGAUCUUUAAACACGCUUGUCCACGUGCCUACAGCUACGCCUAUGAUGACGGAACGAGUACCUUUACUUGUGCUUCUUCUCAAUCAGAUUACCUUAUCACUUUCUGUCAACCUUCAGCUAACAGUCAGAAAUCAAAUUAUCCAGAGGCAGCUAUGUAUUUUAUGGGAAAUGACAGUAAUAACCAAGACGAAUACGACACAAGCAUCGCGUCAUCCACGAGGCUUCAACAUGGGGAUGCUAGGAUCCUACUACUAGUAAUAGUCAUGGCUGUUUCCAUCUCACUUUGUACCAGCAAUUUAGUCCCACCUAGCUUAUGACAAAAAGACUAGCCGUUAUGGCUUGAUCACAUCAUGAGUAGCAGAGCACGGGCUGAUGGGAUUGAAAAUUAGAAGCCUAAAACAUUUAAGAAAGAAACGAAAAAAAGUUCAGGGUUCAAUUUUCGAGGUAUGUAUCAGGCCAUCGGGGAUUCUUCCAGGGUGUACAUAUAUGGCCAAGCCAAUAUCACACGCAUACUGUCUUUUAUAGUGAGGAGUGAGGACCCAUCAACAUUUAUACAUUUACUUUCACAGAAUUAAUCAUGACAACAUUAUGUUGAGGAAAAUGGUUAUCUCAUUUGAUUGAUUCAUUAAAG